AUGGCGUCGGAACAAUUCUCAUUAUGUUGGGACAAUUUCCACAAAAAUAUGAGUUCCGGCAUGAACUCAUUGUUAGAGAGCGAAGACUUAGUAGACGUGACGCUUGCCGUGCAAGGGAAGUGUCUGAAGGCCCAUAAAAUGGUCCUUUCAGUUUGUAGUCCUUAUUUUAAAGAACUUUUUAAAUCGAAUCCGUGUCAACAUCCCAUUGUUUUUAUGAAAGACGUUAGUUACGAAGCCUUAAGUGAUUUGUUACAAUUUAUGUAUCAAGGCGAGGUACAAGUUAGUCAAGAAAAUUUAACUACUUUUAUUAAGACUGCAGAGGCCUUACAAAUUAAGGGACUCACCGGUGACGGAAAUGGUUCGACUGACAAUGAGGUCACCGAAGUGGUGCCCGAAAAGCACUCAGUUCAAGUCGAAGAGUACAAACCCACUCCUCGGCCGAAAAAGCAACCGCAACCCCUCCCCGCGCCCAUGUCUUCCCCCUCGGUCAAGCGACAAAGGCUGAGCAUGUCUAGUAACGAUUCCCAACCCUUACCUCCUUCCCUGCCCCCCCAACCUAUUACGAAAACGGAACCCAUAGCUCUUCCCCAACCUGUUAAUAUUCCUUCCGAACCCGCGGCUGUGCAUUUUAAAAUGGAACCAUACGAUUCGACGCAGAACCUGAUUGACGAAAGUGGCGAUGACAAUUUCGGCGAAGACACUUUGGACGAAACCGUUGGCGACGAUACAGAGGACUAUUCUAUGAUGGAAGGUGGUACUGGCGAGGAAGAACCACAGGCGGGAACCAGUGCCGACGGAGCAGGCGAAGGACAAGUCCUGGUCUACAAAAAUUUCGAGGAAGGCUCAAAGAAACGAAUAGUCCUGAAUGGUUACGAGUUCGAGGAGGAAGUAAACGAUAUUAAUCCGGUGCCAUGGAUAUGCGUUAGAAGACAUUUUAGUUGUACGGCACGAUUUUACGAAAGAACCGACAACGUUUUUGAAAUUACCACUCCCAUAAAGCACAAUCACGCACCUACUUACGAGGACAACUUAGAUUUGCUCAGCGUAUCGAUCGUCGAUAUCAAAAGACGAUCGAAAAUAGACAGCGUGAUCAUACUCGCCGAUUCCGAUCUCGAUGAAGAUACAGAAGAUGAAGAUGAUACAGAAGAUGAUUCAGAAGAAGAUACAGACGAAGAAGAACCUUCGCCGUACCCUAUACGUCCAAUACCUGGAAAAGAAAAUAAAGGUAAUACGGAAGAAGAAGAAGAAGAAAGCAAGAAAAAGGAAGCAAAGCAGCGACCUUCCAGACCCUCAAGACCUUCGCCGUACCCGAUACGUCCUAUACCUGAAAAAGUAGUCGAAGAUGAUACAGAAGAAGAACGCAAGAAAAAGAAAGCAAGACAGCGACCUUCCAGACCUUCACCGUAUCCAAUACGUCCGCUACCAGAAAAAGAAGAUGAAGAUGAUACAAAAGAAAAGGAAGAACGCAAGAAAAAGGAAACAAAGCAGCGACCUUCCAGACCUUCGAGACCUUCGCCGUAUUCGAUACCUGACAAAAAAACUCUUCUUAAAAACGGGAAUAUGAAAAGCAGGCGUAGUUUGUUGAAGAAACAGCCACCGAAUUUCGAUGAAUCCUUGCUUGAGUUGAAAAAGGUUACCACGAUUCGUAAGAAGCGUCUUCAUUAA
Messenger RNA from Psylliodes chrysocephalus, 1665 nucleotides. The record is from the annotation of a GenBank genome assembly. NCBI's taxonomy places the organism in Eukaryota, Metazoa, Arthropoda, Insecta, Coleoptera, Chrysomelidae.